AUGACGCUCACCGCUUCGGCCAGCCUUGCUGGGAGGCUUAUGCAGGCACCUGUGGUGAGUUACUGCAGCAGCUGUGUUAAAUGUGAAACACAUAAUAUUGACACUUUUGGGAUGGGAAAGGGAUGCUCGUGCGAGUCAGCUGACCGGGGGUUUUCUGAACAACUACUGCCACCCCCAUACCUUGUGGCCCCCAUCAUCCCGGCUCUUACAGACCCUCCCCAUUGGGGUAUUUACCUAUCGUGGGCUCCGCUCCUGGAUCCCCCCUCGGGAUAUUUACCUAUCAGGGGCUCACCCUCAGAACCCCCACCCCUUGUUGUGAUAUUAACCUCUUGCACAAUUUAUUCACAGUUAACCCCCCUGGGUGUCAGCAGAGGCCAACAAGUGGAUCCACCCUCUCCUCCUGGCUAUAGCUCAGCUCUUUCCACUAGACAAAUAAAGGGUCUCGGCUUUUCACUCGACUCUGGGAAACCCAAGGGGCCUUUUAAAAACUUCGCCUUAAAAAAACGAUCUAGAAAAGCACGUGAAGUACAUACAGAGGGAAAGUCAUACAACUGUGAGAUUGCAACAAUACAUUCUCUUGGAAAAAAGGAGACAUACAGCUGUGAAAUUUGCAACAAGGCCUUCUCUGUGAAAAGUCAUGUAGUAAGUCAUAUGAGAGUGCAUGCAAAAGAGAAACCAUACAGCUGUGAGAUUUGUAAGAAAGACUUCUCAGAAAAAUAUACUCUAGUAAUCCAAAUAAGAGCGCACCAAAAGAGAAGCCAUACAGCUGCAACAUUUGCAAUAAAGCCUUCUCAUUAA
Messenger RNA from Penaeus monodon (black tiger shrimp), 798 nucleotides. Its product is annotated as zinc finger protein 287-like. Gene Ontology annotation, cellular component: nucleus. Gene Ontology annotation, biological process: regulation of transcription by RNA polymerase II. Gene Ontology annotation, molecular function: DNA-binding transcription activator activity, RNA polymerase II-specific; RNA polymerase II cis-regulatory region sequence-specific DNA binding. NCBI's taxonomy places the organism in Eukaryota, Metazoa, Arthropoda, Malacostraca, Decapoda, Penaeidae. The record is from RefSeq and is a predicted model, not a curated record. The transcript is spliced from 7 exons. Bases 1 to 798 code for a protein of 265 amino acids.